This is a messenger RNA of Diospyros lotus (date-plum), 1076 nucleotides long. Its product is annotated as transcription factor TCP20-like. NCBI's taxonomy places the organism in Eukaryota, Viridiplantae, Streptophyta, Magnoliopsida, Ericales, Ebenaceae. The coding region runs from base 64 to 951 and encodes 295 amino acids. Gene Ontology annotation, molecular function: sequence-specific DNA binding; DNA-binding transcription factor activity. The record is from RefSeq and is a predicted model, not a curated record. The transcript is spliced from 2 exons. Gene Ontology annotation, cellular component: nucleus.
UUGAAGCAGGAGCAGAAUUCCUUGACAAUCACAGUGAAAGGUCAUGAAAGUCUUGGCUUUUUCAUGUCCCCAUCAUCAAUCAAAGAGGCCCCAUUUUUCAUGCACCUCCCCAUGGAAGAACAGCACAAGGGCUCAAAAGAGGAUCCCACCUCCUUGAGCCGCUCCCCACAGCCAGACAUGGCCGAGAACAAGUCAACUGAAAUCAAAGGAUUCCAGAUUGUUGCAGCGAGCAAAGAUGGCGGCAAGAAGCACUUGGUACCCAAGAGAAGCUCCAGCAAGGACAGGCACAAAAAGGUGGAUGGGAGGGGCAGAAGAAUAAGGAUGCCUGCCCUUUGUGCUGCCAGAAUUUUCCAGUUGACCAGAGAAUUGGGCCACAAAACUGAUGGGGAGACAAUCCAGUGGCUCCUACAGCAGGCCGAGCCAUCGGUAAUCGCUGCCACGGGCACCGGGACCAUGCCUGCUUCAGCUCUUGCGGCUGCUGGGGCCUCUGUUUCUGAACAGGGGAACUCUGUUUCUGCUGGUUUCAUUAAUUCUAAGUUGGAUGAGAUGGGAAAUAGGACUAAUUGGACUCUGAUGAACAGUGGCUUGAACAGAUCCCAAAUUGCUACUGGAUUGUGGCCUCCUGUUCCAGGGUUCAUACAGAACUCUGCAAUAUCAGGAUCAAAUCCAGUGAGUGAAAACUCCAAUUUCCUCUCUAAACUGGGGUUCCAUGCUUUUGAACUUCCAACCAUGACUUCAGGGCCAAUGAGUUUUUCCUCAAUCUUGAGUGGGAAUUACCAGCAGCCUCCAGGACUGGAGCUUGGAUUGUCUCAAGAGGGUCAUAUUGGGGUUCUGAACAGUCAAUCCCUGCACCAGUUCUACCACCAGAUGGGGCACAGCCAAGGCGGCAACCCGAUGAAUCAGCAACAGCAAGAUCCAGACAAGGAUCACUCUCAAGACUCAAAGAACUAAACUUCUGCAAAUAGGGCUUUCCAAUGAAGAUUUGAUCAGACAGUUUGCAGCGAACCGAGGGGCUUGAAGGUUUCUUGUAAUUCAGCUAGUUUAACUCAUAAUUCAGAGGGUUGUUGAUUUAUACA